Molecule: messenger RNA, 1668 nt
Organism: Cladophialophora yegresii CBS 114405
Lineage: Eukaryota; Fungi; Ascomycota; Eurotiomycetes; Chaetothyriales; Herpotrichiellaceae
Exons: 1
Coding region: 1-1668 (555 amino acids)
Biological process (GO): secondary metabolic process
Molecular function (GO): CoA-ligase activity
Source: RefSeq, a predicted model, not a curated record
AUGCCGUACAGCUCUCCUUUUCCACCGUUGGACAUCCCAAAAUGCAACAUCCUCUCCUACCUGUUCCCUCCUGGGAAGACACCGUCCACGAAACCACUAUGGAUCGAUGCUGCCGACACAUCGCACAGUCUCUCACCUGCCCAGAUGUUGUCUUGGGUCAAGAGAUUCGCUCUCGGCCUCGAUCGACUCGGCGUCAAGCAGCAGGAAGCGAUCAUGGUGUUCACGCCCAACCAUCUUUAUGUGCCCAUGGCUUAUCUCGCGGCUGCUGGUUCCAAACGCUUCUUCACGGGUGCGAAUCCCAUAUACACGGUCAACGAGGUCGCUCAUCAGAUGAAGGCGAUAGAGGCGGCCGUCAUGCUCAUUCAUCCGACUCUGCUUGAAACGGGCACCGCUGCGGCAAAACAAGCCAACAUCCCGCCUAACAGGCUUUUCAUCUUCUCAGACUCGGGGCAUCCGACCACGAAUGGUAUCAAAGACUGGCGAUCAAUGGUAGCCUCGGAGUCGGACGCCGAGUCUUGGAACUGGGAUCCCCUCGAGGGUGAGGCUGCUCUGAAAACCGUCGCGGCCAUCAAUUUUUCCAGCGGAACCACUGGCCUACCAAAGGGAGUCUGCAUCACACAUCGCAAUCUGAUCGCCAAUGCGGCGCAGUGUAUCUUCAACAAAUACGAGGGCACUGAGUACUCGGAGCAAAACCCUGGUCCAGAGCGUUGGCUGGCCUUUCUACCUCUCUACCACGCAUACUCGCAGUUAUGGACCAUCAAUAUCGCGUGCAGGCUUCAUGUGCCGGUCUACGUCAUGACGAAGUUCGUAUACGAGGACUUCCUCAAGUACAUACAGCAGUACAAGGUCACGACGCUCCAACUGGUCCCGCCCAUUCUCAUCAUGUUCGCGAAACGGCCCGAGACAGCCAAGUACGACAUCAGCAGCCUCAGACAGCUCCUUUGCGGUGCGGCGCCGCUGAAAAGCGACCUGCAAAACGAGAUCAUGGAGCGAUUCAACGUGACCAUCGUCCAAGGCUGGGGCAUGACCGAGACGACCUGUGCAGGGAUCAUGAUGCCGGGGAUGACCAAGGACCUGACCGGGUCGAUCGGACACCUCCUGCCCAACACCGAGGCUAAGAUGCUCGACGAAGACGGCAAAGAAGUGACUGCCGAAAACGAGGCGGGGGAGCUCUGGCUCCGAGGACCCCAGAUGCUGCUGGAGUACUGGAGAAACAGGGAAGCCACGAAGGAGAGCAAGACCGAGGACGGGUGGUUCAAGACUGGCGACGUCGCCGUGCGGAGGGGCGACAAGUGGUGGAUCGUAGACCGGAAGAAGGAGCUCAUCAAGGUCAACGGAUUGCAGGUCGCCCCUGCGGAGCUCGAAGCCGUGCUGCUCGAACACCCAGAUGUCGCCGACGCGGCGGCCGUGGGCAUCACUCUUCACGGCGAGGAGCUACCUCGAGCUUAUGUCGUGCUGCAGGAGCGAGCCAAGGGCAAGACGACAGUGGAGGACAUCCAAAUUUUCAUCGCAGGCAAAGUGGCCAAGCAUAAACGUCUGGCAGGUGGGGUCAAAUUCAUCGACGAGGUGCCAAAGCUGGCUAGCGGCAAGAUCGUGCGCAAGUUGAUGAAGGAGUGGGCCAAACGAGAUGCCAAAGAGAUGGAAGCUACCGUGAAGGCGAGACUAUGA